GGACUUUGAAACAUCUGGAUUUUGGUUUCCUUUGUCCUCCCGUUUAUCCCUCAAGUCGAAGAAUCGUCGUCCAUCUUCUUAUUGUUAUCCAAACCCUAGCUACGGAAUUUGAUUCUCGAAGAUCAUUCUGAUUGUGAAGCCACGGAAUUUUGUCACCAUCUUCUUCGACUAUCCAAACCCUAACCCAAUGCAUCCGAAAAAUCAACAACGUCUUCAGAUCUUCGUUCAUUCUCCCGACCUCCAAAUUCAAUCAAAAAUCCUAAACCUAGCACGAACUUCCGCCCAAACCCUAGAGGAUCUUAAAUUCUCUCUUCUCCCGCAAACGCUUGCUCCACGGUCUGCGUCAUCUUUCUACUUCACCUUGAAUGGAAAACCCCUCCUUGAUUCCACCCCAGUUACCAGUUCUCUAAUUUCCCCUCUGUCCACCUUAAUUUUAAGAACCAGGAUCCAUGGCGGUGGUGGUGACGGCGGUGCAACCGGGGCCGAAUCCCGUGACUGCUACCUUAAUAUGUACGCAGAGAAGAAGCCCGAUAAGGUCGACCCAAACGAGCAGAGGCUGUCCAAGUGGUUGAACUGCGCCCUUUCUAACGAGCCUUUGAGGGAACCUUGCGUGAUCGAUUGGCUCGGAAAUGUCUUUAAUAAGGAGUCGCUCGUGCAGGCUUUGCUAGAGAAGAAGCUGCCAAAGGGAUUCGGGCAUGUUAAGGGUCUGAAGGAUAUGAUCAAGAUAAGUCUUUCGGCAAUUCCUGGUACAGAAUCGGGUAGCAAUGCGAUUUCAGGGCCACGGUUUCAGUGCCCGAUUACUGGGCUCGAGUUCAAUGGUAAGUACAAGUUUUUUGCUCUGAGAACUUGUGGACACGUUCUGAGUGCAAAGGCCUUGAAGGAGGUUAAAUCUUCCUCAUGCCUUGUCUGUCAUGCUGAGUUUAAGGACAGAGACAAGUUAGUGAUCAAUGGGAGCGAGGAGGAGGUAGCAGUACUGAGAGAGAGGAUGGAGGAAGAGAAAUCAAAAUCAAAGGAGAAGAGGCUGAAGAAAGUGAAGAAUGGGGAAGUGGGGAUGAAUGGAGAUGUGAGUGUGGAUUUGGCGUCAUCCCGUUUGUCUGGUAAAAAGCAUGGUAUUGAAGUUAAGGCAUCGGAGAAGGUUUCAGCUAAGCUUGAAAGGAAUGAGCGGCCGGAUGGUGGUAUUCAGGUAAAGGUUGCAGCAAAUAAUGGUGCUGUAAAGCGAUUCAAAGCAGCAGACAUGGCCCCUCCCAAUGCUACCAAAGAAGUCUAUGCUUCGAUAUUCACCUCAUCCAGGAAGUCAGAUUUUAAGGAAACGUAUUCUUGUAGAUCUCUUCCACUGGGUCGGAACUGAUCAGUGUUAAGAAUUGCCUUGUUCUGUUUAUGGCGAUUCUCCUUAUAUUGUUUAUGUCUCGUUGUUGCUAAUUGAUGUAAGAUAUGGCCUAUUAGUUUACAUUCAUUAACGACUGUUGCUCUGUGGAACUGUUUUUCAAUCUUAGAUCAGUCCAUGUUCUUGGAAGUCUUGCGCUGAUCAAUCCCGUUUCUUAUCAACAUCUGAGUUCAUGUUUGAGGUCUUGAAAAUAAACCCCCUGAUGGCUGAUGGAGUCUCUUCUUUGUAUAUUUUGAGAGUUAAUUUCUUCUGUAGGAGGCGUACCUCUUUCUUUGUUGUGUUAUAUAUCAAUAUCUGCUGAAUAUUAUAUGCUGAGAUAUCCCAUAAGGUUUCCUUUGUGUGUGUCUGAUGGGAUUAUGGCAAAGUUUGUACUUUGUUCA
Molecule: messenger RNA, 1764 nt
Organism: Momordica charantia (bitter melon)
Lineage: Eukaryota; Viridiplantae; Streptophyta; Magnoliopsida; Cucurbitales; Cucurbitaceae
Product: RTF2 RING-finger protein
Biological process (GO): mitotic DNA replication termination
Cellular component (GO): nucleus
Molecular function (GO): protein binding
Source: RefSeq, a predicted model, not a curated record